AUGUGUAGCUCUGUGGCAGCCAAGUUGUGGUUUUUGACAGAUCGUCGAAUCAGGGAAGACUAUCCCCAAAAAGAGAUCUUACGAGCAUUAAAGGCCAAAUGCUGUGAGGAGGAGCUGGACUUUAGGGCCGUGGUGAUGGAUGAAGUGGUGCUGACAAUUGAGCAAGGAAACCUGGGUUUGCGGAUCAAUGGAGAACUAAUUACUGCCUAUCCUCAGGUGGUGGUAGUGAGAGUACCAACCCCUUGGGUGCAAAGUGAUAGUGACAUCACUGUUUUACGCCACCUAGAGAAGAUGGGAUGCCGGUUGAUGAACCGACCUCAAGCGAUCCUGAACUGUGUGAAUAAGUUCUGGACCUUUCAAGAGUUGGCUGGCCAUGGUGUUCCUCUGCCCGAUACUUUCUCUUAUGGUGGUCAUGAGAAUUUUUCUAAGAUGAUUGAUGAAGCAGAAGUACUGGAGUUCCCAAUGGUAGUGAAGAAUACACGAGGUCAUAGAGGUAAAGCUGUUUUCUUGGCUCGAGAUAAGCACCAUUUGGCUGAUCUAAGCCAUCUUAUUCGCCAUGAAGCUCCAUACCUGUUCCAGAAGUAUGUUAAAGAGUCUCAUGGACGGGAUGUACGUGUCAUUGUUGUGGGAGGCCGUGUGGUUGGCACCAUGUUACGUUGUUCAACAGAUGGGAGGAUGCAAAGCAACUGCUCACUAGGUGGUGUGGGGAUGAUGUGCUCAUUGAGUGAACAAGGAAAGCAGCUAGCCAUCCAGGUGUCUAAUAUCCUGGGGAUGGAUGUGUGUGGCAUUGACCUGUUGAUGAAAGAUGACGGCUCCUUCUGUGUCUGCGAGGCCAAUGCAAAUCCUUUUCAGGAGCCAAAAAAAAUCAAAAACAAACAAACAAAAAAAUACCCAGAGAAAAACUUUCCUUCUUCCCCCUUCCUGAUGAUGAGUGAGAAGUAUUGA
Messenger RNA from Pipistrellus nathusii (Nathusius's pipistrelle), 945 nucleotides. NCBI's taxonomy places the organism in Eukaryota, Metazoa, Chordata, Mammalia, Chiroptera, Vespertilionidae. The record is from the annotation of a GenBank genome assembly.